Gastrolobium bilobum is the source of this 1020-nucleotide messenger RNA. RefSeq lists its product as uncharacterized. Lineage: Eukaryota; Viridiplantae; Streptophyta; Magnoliopsida; Fabales; Fabaceae. The transcript has a single exon. Gene Ontology annotation, molecular function: catalytic activity. The coding region runs from base 1 to 1020 and encodes 339 amino acids. The record is from RefSeq and is a predicted model, not a curated record.
AUGUCCUGGAACUGCAGGGGUGCUGCUACGAAGCAAUUCAAGAGCACUUUCAGUAGGUUUCGAAGAAAGUUUGGAGUGGGUGUGGCUGCUAUUUUAGAGCCAAGAGUUAGUGGAGAUAAAGCUUUGAAUAUUAUUCGAAGUUUAGGUUUUAAUAAUUUCAUCAUAGCUGAUGCUCAUGGUUACUCUGGUGGCAUUUGGGUGGUUUGGGAUCCGGUUGAUGUAAAUAUUACUCUUAUCAAUAAACAGGAUCAAUUCAUUCAUGUUUGGGUUGAAUUUCCUAGAAAAGAUGGUUUCUUUUGGACAACAGUGUAUGCCAGUCCCCAAGAGGAAAACAAAAGGCUGUUGUGGGAAGACUUGAAGCACAUUGGUAGGACCAUGAAUGAACCUUGGCUGUUGUCAGGUGAUCUCAAUGAAAUUUGUUCUAUUUCUGAGAAAAAAGGAGGCUGCCCAGCUGACAUUAAUAAAUGCAGGAUGUUUAGUGAUGUCCUGGAUGCUUGUGGGGUUUUGGAUUUGGGAGGUAGUGGAAGUAGAUUUACUUGGAAAGGCCCUAAAUACAGUCAUCUGGAUAGAGUUUUUAAAAGGCUUGACAGAGCAAUGGCAAAUGAUUUGUGGAGGAAUUGUUUUGAAGAAGCAGAUGUUUUGAACCUUUCCAGAAUUUUUUCUGACCACUACCCUGUAUUGGUUAGAUUGGAGAAAGGUGAUUCUUGUUGGAGGGAGAGACCAUUUAGAUUUAUGGCUAUAUGGCAGAAUGAUCCAAGGUUCAGUGUUUUUUUUAAAUCCAAUUGGGACACUAGCUCUGAGUUGCUGAGUAGUUUGAAGUCUUUUACCCUUGCUGUUAAAGACUGGAAUAAGUCUGUUUUUGGGUUCAUUUUGUUCAGGAAAAAUAGGGUUUUGGCUCGGUUGGAUGGUAUUCAAAAACAUAUGUGCUUGCAUAACAGUUGGCAUCUGGAGGAUUUGGAAACUAAGCUACUAAGAGAAUUAUCUGAAAUUCUUGACUUAGAAGAACAAAUAUGGUAUUAG